CGUUACUACUGCUGUGAGCCCUAUUCUUGGUUUUCCAGAUUAACGCCAUGGCUGCAGCUCUCGAAUGCUGGUCUAGUCGGACCAGUACUGACGAAGAUUUGGUAGAGCAGGUUCUAAUGAAAACCCAAGACAGAUCAGAGGUUUUCUCAGCAGCUUCUCCUGUACAGCCAAGCAAAGAAUCAUCGGUUGUACAGAAGAGAUUGCAGAGGCUGAGCCGCAAUGUGGUUGAAGCGAUUACUUCGCUUAAGAAUACUUUGAAUCUGGAUUCAGUUCGUGAUACACCGGCGACGAGGAUUGAGAGUUCUAGAAAGCUUGUGUGGGGUGGUGUUGUAAGGAAUCUUACCCAACUAUACCCUGGUAGUCAACUUCCAGAGAAGCUCAUUACCAACAUUCGCAAGCAUUUCGAUUCUUUACCCUUCAGCUAUGCUCAAGCCGGAUUCGACAUGAAAGAAGUUUUUCUUCACAUUCGAUUGAUUGAGCAGGCAGCGGUUGACGACCACCCAGCAAUUUUGAUUCAAGAAGUAUCUGACGAUGACACCCAGGGAUCUGUUUUCAAACUCACAUUCGCUUGUAACUCUUCGAUUUCAUGGCCCACGCUGUCGGGAGCACUUGAUAAUGCAGCCAUUUGUUGCAAGAACACCCAGAUCUUUGAGAAGAAGGGUUUUACUCUUGGGGUCAUUCUUGUUCUGGUUCAAUCUGGGCAUGAAAAACAUUUCAAGAUUCGGAUCGAGAGCGCCCUGAAAUCUUCCCUGAAGAAGCCUAAACCGGGGACAAUGAAGCUGCCAUUCGGGCUCUGCGGGUGCCAGGAGGAGAAUACGAAGGGCCGAGAAAUCUUUGAGACGGACGAUGAGAAAGGUGAACAGAGUUACGGAAAUGGCGCUGGGAACUCGAACCCUAAGGUCCAGCUCUCUAGUCCACUUCCUGAAACUUCUUACGUUGUCUCUGUUGAUGAAUGGCAGACGAUCCGAUCGGGUGGGGAUGAGAUUGGGAAAUGGCUUCUGAACUCUGAUCAGGUUGAGUUCAUUGAUCAGAUCGGACCAACUUCCUUCAAGGGUGUUUAUAAGGGCAAACGAGUAGCCAUCGAGAAGCUGAAAGGGUGUGAGAAGGGUUGUUCAUACGAGUUUGAGCUCCGGAGAGAUGUCUUGGAGCUGAUGACUUGUGGGCACAGAAACAUAUUACAGUUCCAUGGCGUCUGCAUUGAAGAAACUCAUGGGUUGUGUGUUGUGACCAAGAUGAUGGAAGGGGGAUCAGUUCAGGAGAUUAUACAAAAGAACAGGAAACUUCAGACUAAGGAAAUAUUAAGGAUUGCAAUUGAUGUUGCAGAAGGGAUGAAGUUCAUGAACGACCAUGAUAUUGCAUACAGAGACCUCAACACACACAGAAUCCUGUUUGAUAGACAAGGUCAUGCUUGUGUUGGGGACAUGGGCAUUGUCACGGCUUGCAAGGACAACGGAGAGGUUACAGAGUAUGAAACUGACGGUUACCGCUGGCUAGCUCCUGAGAUCAUAGCAGGGGAUCCUGAGAGUGUGACAGAGACAUGGAUGAGUAAUGUUUAUAGUUUUGGGAUGGUGGUGUGGGAGAUGGUGACAGGAGAGGCAGCUUAUGCGGCUUAUUCGCCAGUGCAAGCAGCUGUUGGGAUUGCGGCAUGUGGGCUGAGACCAGAGAUCCCUAAGGAUUGUCCACAAGUGCUGCGAUCUUUGAUGAUGAAAUGCUGGAACAAUUGCCCCUCAAAGCGCCCUCAAUUCUCUGAAAUCUUGGCGAUAUUGAUGCGCUCCAACAAUGCCAACAACUACAUCCAGCAGCAGCAACAGCAACAGCAAUAGCAAUAGU
Molecule: messenger RNA, 1830 nt
Organism: Telopea speciosissima
Lineage: Eukaryota; Viridiplantae; Streptophyta; Magnoliopsida; Proteales; Proteaceae
Product: tyrosine-protein kinase transmembrane receptor Ror-like
Exons: 3
Coding region: 48-1823 (591 amino acids)
Biological process (GO): protein phosphorylation
Molecular function (GO): ATP binding; protein kinase activity
Source: RefSeq, a predicted model, not a curated record